Messenger RNA from Coniosporium apollinis CBS 100218, 996 nucleotides. RefSeq lists its product as uncharacterized. Lineage: Eukaryota; Fungi; Ascomycota; Dothideomycetes. The transcript has a single exon. The record is from RefSeq and is a predicted model, not a curated record. The coding region runs from base 1 to 996 and encodes 331 amino acids.
AUGGGCAAUAUCCCAUUCACGGCGCGUUUUGAAACGAACAUUGCCAUACCUCCGCCUCAGGUCUCUGAAGACGCGCUGCCAGGUCAAGCAAGUCCUCGUACCGUCGUGGCGACCCAGCUCGAGGACUUGAAGAUCAGAGGCAGCAUCCCACCGCUCGACUUCGGCGUCAGUACCGACGCAGGCGGGGCAAAGGCCAAGAAGCGCGUGAAGCACAGCAGCGCCAGGGGAGCUGAAGACUUCAAAGAUAUAGAGAUACUUGGCUGGGAGCGAUCAUCCGUCAAAGCUAGUCACCUUCCCAUACGUAACGGAGCGGAGGAACGGCUGCCACUAUCAGCGACCUCAGUGCUCGAAAUCCAAGAAACGCCGCAGCCAGCACCACGUCUGCAGCCUGUGCAGCCCUCACGGACGCCCUCGCCAUUACCGCCGCCAAGCUUCGCGGACAUCGCGACCAUCAGACCGGCAACACCACCAGCAUCGCUGAAAUCACGAGCAGCACGCCGCAGAAUCGCCUCGCCCCCUCCUCCCUCUACCUCAUCCGCUCCAACCGCCUUCCCAACCACAACCACACCCACUAGCAUCGCGCUCACCUCGACAUCUCCCCCCACUUCCACAACCGCGCCCCUGCCGCCCACCUCCACAGGCUCCUCUCCCGUCUCCCAAACCUCCGAAACCUCCCAGACGUCUUCCUUGGACCCGACAUCCCUAACCUGGCAGGAUUCGGAAAUAACAGGCCACCUCAUUGAUCCCCGUCUCGAGCCUGAUGACGACGGCACGGGCCUGAACGGGGUCGGCUUCAAGCCCACCCCGGCGCUCGCCUACGCACGGGCUCAGAGACGGCGGCAGCAGGUGCUGGAGUGGCGGGCACGGGAGGCGAGGGAGGCGCGGCGGGUCAGAAAUGAGCGGCGGAAUAGGCAUGCGGGCCCGUUGGGCGACGGAAGGGGUGGAAGGGCCGGAAGUACGGAGAGGGCGGGGAGGGUGGUAAGGUUUGCGACGUAG